This is a messenger RNA of Amorphotheca resinae ATCC 22711, 3069 nucleotides long. RefSeq lists its product as hypothetical. Gene Ontology annotation, biological process: biotin biosynthetic process. Gene Ontology annotation, molecular function: pyridoxal phosphate binding; dethiobiotin synthase activity; magnesium ion binding. Gene Ontology annotation, cellular component: mitochondrion. The record is from RefSeq and is a predicted model, not a curated record. Bases 222 to 2609 code for a protein of 795 amino acids. The transcript is spliced from 5 exons. Lineage: Eukaryota; Fungi; Ascomycota; Leotiomycetes; Helotiales; Amorphothecaceae.
GGAAAAGUGGUGAGGUCAUGAUACGGAGCGUCUUUCCCAUGCUCCACCCACGCUGCAGUCCGGCCGAUUCGCAUGUUGGGGAAGGCGAUUGAUUGAUUGCUCAACGCGGUGAGAGGCCGUCUUCUUGAAGAAGCCAUAAGGUGCGUACGGGCAGAUCAUCUCAAUAGGCAAGGCAAGGAAAACAGGAAAAGGAAUCUGCCGCAAGGCUCUCGUCUCUCUGGAUGGCACGGACAGCCUCGUCGCUAUGGCGGACCUUGAAGGCCUAUCAGAUCUAUGGCGCCAAUACAGACGUGGGCAAGACAGUAAUGUCUACCAUUCUCUGCAAAGCAUUCGAACGAAGUGAUCCCGCCCAGAAUGUAUGGUAUCUGAAGCCCGUCUCAACGGGACCCCUGUCAGAAGCCGACGACAGACAUAUCUCCCGCUUUACUUCUCAGAUCAAGUCGCACUGUCUUUUCCAGUUUGAUGAGCCCGUCAGCCCUCAUAUAGCUGCGAGAACCCGGCCUCCCCUAUCCGAUUCAGAGAUCCUCGACGGUGUCCUCAAACACCUGACAGAAUGUUCCCAGGCAGGGCCCGGCGUUGCGCUGGUAGAAACAGCAGGAGGGGUGCAUUCCCCAACUCCAAGCGGGAGCUCUCAAGCAGAUCUCUACCGACCGCUUCGCCUCCCUAUUUGCUUAGUGACAGACCAUCGACUUGGAGGGAUUUCAGCUUCUAUAUCAGCAUUUGAGUCGCUUCAUGUUAGAGGCUAUGAUUUAGAUGCCGUGUUGCAAUUCCAGGAUGAUCACUACCAAAACUAUUCGUACCUCCGGUCAUAUUUCGAGAAGAAGGGUAUCCCAACGGUCUCAAUCCCCCAACCACCGAAACGUGAGUUGAACGAGGAAGAGGAUAUCGAAGUCAUGACCGAGUACUACGACAAAAUGGCCAAAAAUGAAGGCAUAGGAGAGCUGUUAUCUGAGUUAUCGAAGAGACAUCAAACCCGGAUUCAAAGACUCGAGGAAAUGGCAAGCAGGGCGUACAGCCAAAUCUGGUAUCCCUUUACUCAGCACCGAGAUGUGUCUGAAGACACUAUUCUCACCAUCGACUCAGCCUCAGGAGAUUUCUUCCAAGCCACCGACUCUACCGUAACCAAGGACAAAAACGAACUGGCGCUCUUGAGCCCAACGUUUGACGGAUCAGCAUCUUGGUGGACGCAAGGACUGGGCCAUGGAAACCCCGAACUCUCUCUUGCCGCCGCAUACGCCGCAGGUCGAUAUGGACAUGUGAUGUUUGCCGGCACGAUCCACGAGCCUGCACUCACCCUGGCCGAGAAGCUGCUCAAGAACCUCAAGAACCCGCGGUUGGGCAAGGUCUUCUACUCGGAUAACGGAAGCACGGGCAUGGAAGUCGCAACGAAAAUGGCGCUCACCGCUUCUCUCGAGAGAUAUAAGUGGGACGUCCCGAAAAGCGAUGUCGGUAUACUGGGUCUCAAGGGCAGCUACCAUGGCGAUACAAUCGGUGCGAUGGAUUGCUCGGAGCCUUCGACGUAUAAUGAGAAGGUCCAUUGGUACCAAGGUCGAGGCUACUGGUUUGAUUUCCCACAGGUGAAAAUGAAGGAUGGAAGCUGGGUCGUCGAACCGCCUGCUGGAAUGGAGGACAUCUUUGGAGAGACGCAUGUCUAUCCCUCCUUGGGUGACGUCUUCGAUAUCAAGAGCCGGUAUGACUCUGUAGCGGGACAAAAGUAUCGGAAGUAUAUCGAGGAAACACUGCACAGACUAGUCAAGAAAGAAGGGAAAACUUUCGGAGGUCUUAUCAUGGAGCCUGUAAUCUUGGGAGCAGCCGGGAUGCUCUUCGCCGAUCCACUCUUCCAACACUGCCUUGUUCAAGUUGUCCGUCAGAGCUCACACAUCUUUGGCCCAUCCGACGUUAACUCGGCCGACAUCAACACAUGGACGGGCUUACCCGUAAUCUUCGACGAAGUGUUCACCGGACUCUACCGUCUGGGCCGCUUCAGCUCAGCCUCCUUCCUCCAGGUCCACCCCGACAUCUCGGUGCACGCGAAGCUCCUCACCGGCGGUCUAGUUCCUCUCUGCACCACUCUCGCCAGUGAUAGCAUCUACGACGCUUUCAUCGGCUCAGAGAAGAGAGACGCCUUGCUGCACGGCCAUAGUUAUACCGCUCACGCAGUCGGCUGUCACGUGGCCAACACAUCACUGAACACGCUGCUAGAAAUGGACCGCAGUGGGCAAUGGCAGGUAUACAAGGAAGAUUGGGCAGACGCCGCCGCCGCUCCUUCUUCUUCUUCUUCUGCCCCCUCUACAGCAUCCUCAGAAACCGGAUUAGAAGUCUGGAGCUCCUGGUCCAAGAGCUUCAUCCAACAGAUCUCCAAGAGUCGAGAUGUCGAAAGCGUGUUCGCUUUGGGCUCGGUCCUGGCCAUUAAUCUGCAUGAUAAUGAAAGAGCUGGCUACAAUUCUUCGGCGGCUGCGGGUCUGCAGAAGAAGCUGUUGGAAGCUCCCACGGAGUUGAAGUUCCACUCGCGCGGUCUGGGGAACGUCUUCUAUCUGAUGGCGAGUCAAACCUCAACUAGGGAAACUCUACAAAGUAUUGAACGUCUCUUGCUGGAUGUACUCUCAUAGUAGUAGUCUUUUAAAAAAUAGGCUAUUGAAUUUCAAGGACCACAGUACACAGUUAAAACGUGAGGGUAUCCAUUCCCAAAAUUUCUGAAUUGACACUUCUCUUUGGCUCGACGUGCGUAAUCUCACUACACCUUCCCAUCCUCAACGCGACCAACGCUCGAUCAGUUGCUCUCGAUGCACAUUCCGCUCCUGCAAUUUCUGCAGAUUCACCGCCUCCAACUUCUGCUGCAAAUCCUGAAGAUCCUCCUCCAGACCCGUGAUUGACGACUGGAUUUCCGAAUCCAGAAGCUGUACAUUGUUAUAGGGGGAGUCGGCAAGAAGCGAGUCCCGAAGUAAGUGCAGCGUGACAUGAGCAUCGAGUAGGUGAGAUGAAAUCGACGAUUCCGUCGUGGACUGGAGAGUACUCGCGUGUCCCUCUAACUUGCUCGCUCGAUCAAGCAAGGCUCGUUCAAGUGCCUCG